AUGACCUGUGAAGCUUGCCGCACUAUUCCCCCUGUGAUUGCACACGGGUACAAGCCUAGGGGUAAAUACGAAACUCUUGCUGGCCUGAAAACUUAUGUCACUGGAAAGGUCGAUUCUCAAAUUGGUCUGGUGGACUUGUAUGAUGUUUUUGGCUUCGCCAACCAAACUCUGCAAGGUGCAGACCUCCUCGCUCGGCGAUUGAAUGCCGUCGUGUUGAUACCGGAUUUUUUCGAGGGUGAUGCGCUGCCGCAUGAUGUAACCCCUGCGGAUACAGAUACGAAGCAGAAGAUUUUAAAUGAUUUUCGGGCUACUAAAGCGAACGUCCCUCGGAAUGUCGGCGUCCUGAUGAGAGCCGUUGAGGAAUACAAAACCAGAUUUCCGUCAGUUGCCAAAUGGGGUGCAUAUGGCCUGUGCUGGGGUGGAAAGGUAACUGUCCUUGCGUCUGGUGCCGACACACCUUUUGCUGCGACUGGUCAAGUUCACCCAGGGUCCAUGGAUACAGCUGAUGCAAAAGCGCUGACUAUUCCCCAUAUUGUGUUGGCAUCUAAGGAUGAGCCGGCAAUCAUGGUCGGGGAAUAUGCUAGUGUGAUUGCUAAUGGAAAGGGAGGCCUGGUGGAGAUUUACUCAAGCAUGUGGCACGGAUGGAUGGGUGCCCGGGCCAAUCUAGAACGGGAGGAAAGCCGAGCGGAGUAUACUCGUGGAUAUACCCAGCUAGGAGAAUUUUUUGAGAAGCAUCUUUGCUAG
Penicillium longicatenatum is the source of this 744-nucleotide messenger RNA. RefSeq lists its product as uncharacterized. Gene Ontology annotation, molecular function: hydrolase activity. The transcript has 6 exons. The record is from RefSeq and is a predicted model, not a curated record. The coding region runs from base 1 to 744 and encodes 247 amino acids. NCBI's taxonomy places the organism in Eukaryota, Fungi, Ascomycota, Eurotiomycetes, Eurotiales, Aspergillaceae.